Molecule: messenger RNA, 1077 nt
Organism: Syngnathoides biaculeatus (alligator pipefish)
Lineage: Eukaryota; Metazoa; Chordata; Actinopteri; Syngnathiformes; Syngnathidae
Gene: wnt4b
Product: wingless-type MMTV integration site family, member 4b
Exons: 8
Coding region: 1-1077 (358 amino acids)
Biological process (GO): multicellular organism development; canonical Wnt signaling pathway; neuron differentiation
Cellular component (GO): extracellular region
Molecular function (GO): frizzled binding; cytokine activity
Source: RefSeq, a predicted model, not a curated record
AUGCCAAGCGUCUCCACUGCCAAUCUCACGGCACCACUCCUCCUCCUGUUGCUAUGGGUGACCCAGCCCACCAUGGCAACCAACUGGCUCUCCCUGGCGAGGCUGCCUCGGUCCAGGCCCGUGUCCGGUGCUGCCCCAUGUGCGCGGCUGAGGGGGCUGACCCCGGGGCAGGUGGGGGUGUGCAGGGCACGGGGGGAGGUCAUGGAGUCCGUACGCAAGGCUGCCGAAAUGGUCAUAGAGGAGUGCCAGCACCAAUUCCGGAACCGCCGCUGGAACUGUUCCACCGCCCCCCGAGGGAUCAACGUAUUUGGCCGAGUCAUGAGUCAAGGCACUCGCGAGGCAGCCUUUGUGCACGCUCUGUCCUCAGCGGCCGUGGCGUUGGCCGUGACCCGGGCGUGCACGCGGGGGGAGCUGGAGAGGUGCGGCUGUGACAGGAAGGUCAGAGGGGUGAGCCCCGAGGGUUUCCAGUGGUCCGGCUGCAGUGAUAACCUGUCCUACGGCGUCGCCUUCUCACAAACCUUUGUGGAUGAACCGGAACGAGCCCGAGGGCUGUCUGCCGCUCGACCACUUAUGAACCUUCACAAUAAUGAGGCCGGUCGAAAGGCCAUCCUUCACAACAUGCAAGUGGAGUGCAAGUGUCACGGCGUUUCGGGUUCCUGUGAGCUGAGAACCUGCUGGAAAGUCAUGCCGCCAUUCCGGCGCGUCGGCGUCGUGCUCAAGGAGCGCUUCGACGGAGCCACAGAGGUCCGCCUGACUCGCAUUGGAUCCAGGACCGCUCUGCUCCCUCGCGACCCACAGGUGAAACCCCCCGCUGCCAGAGACUUGGUGUACCUUGCACCGUCUCCAGACUUCUGUCAGCUUGACCCCGACAACGGUAUCCCCGGGACCGCAGGCAGGAGAUGCAAUGGAACCUCUCGGUUGGCACCAGACGGCUGCGAGCUGGUGUGCUGCGGGCCUGGCUACAGAGCGGGCCGGGCCGAGGUGGUGCAGCGCUGCUCCUGCAAGUUCUCCUGGUGCUGCUCGGUCCGCUGCCAGCAGUGCAAGAACACUGUCACCAUUCACACCUGCAGAGUUUAA